Molecule: messenger RNA, 1835 nt
Organism: Cucurbita moschata (crookneck pumpkin)
Lineage: Eukaryota; Viridiplantae; Streptophyta; Magnoliopsida; Cucurbitales; Cucurbitaceae
Product: aspartic proteinase Asp1-like
Exons: 8
Coding region: 305-1621 (438 amino acids)
Biological process (GO): proteolysis
Molecular function (GO): aspartic-type endopeptidase activity
Source: RefSeq, a predicted model, not a curated record
ACAAAUCCAUGAAAAUGUUGCGAAAGAAAGAUGUGAUUCUUGGCGGGAUAGGAAGGUUAUAUUUAUUAUAAGAGAACCGAAAUUGUGGUUGAAAAGGUCUAGUGUAACCCUUGGAAAAGGAAGGUAAUAAGCUUAUAUGAAUCCGGGUCCCGAAACAAAACAGAACAGAAAAAAAGAAAAAAACUCCAAGCCCAAGAGACCACAACCAAAUCUCCACAAAUUCCAUCAACCAUUUUUCAAGUUUUGGUUCCAUUCCUUAGAGAUGUCCCGAACCCACAACAAGGGUGCAAGAAACUGAUUUUAUAUGGGCUUCGAUUGUCGAAUCAUGGGGAAAGGGGUAUUGAUGAUAUUGGUGCCGAUGGUGUUCUCCAUAAGCUGUUUGGCUCCAUGUUCAGCUUCUUCCUUCUUUAAGGAUAAGCUAUGGGAGAGGAGGAGGCCAACUCUGUCGGUGCCGAUCGCAUCCGCAUCCUCUUCGAUUCCUUCAUCCUCUAUUGUGCUGCCUCUUCAAGGGAACGUCUUUCCAAAUGGGUUCUAUAACGUUACCCUUUUUAUAGGGCAGCCUCCAAAGCCUUACUUUCUAGAUCCUGACACCGGUAGUGACCUCACUUGGCUUCAAUGUGACGCUCCAUGUCAGCAGUGCACUGAGACACCUCAUCCGCUCUAUCAACCAAGCAACGAUCUUGUCCCGUGUAAGGACCCUCUGUGUAUGUCCUUGCACUCAUCUAUUGACCACAGAUGUGAGAACCCAGAUCAAUGUGACUACGAGGUUGAGUAUGCAGAUGGAGGUUCGUCUCUUGGAGUCCUUGUCAGGGAUAUUUUUCCUCUCAACUUAACCAAUGGGGAUCCAAUUAGACCCCGUUUGACCCUCGGAUGUGGUUAUGAUCAAGAUCCUGGAUCAUCAUCUUAUCACCCCAUGGAUGGAGUACUUGGCCUUGGAAAGGGAGCAGUAAGCAUUGUUUCACAGCUGCACAAUCAGGGCAUUGUCCGUAACGUUGUUGGUCACUGUUUCAGCAGCAAAGGAGGAGGAUAUCUUUUCUUUGGGGAUGAUAUUUAUGAUCCGUAUCGCUUAGCUUGGACGCCCAUGUCACGGGACUACCCGAAGCACUACUCCCCUGGGUUUGGGGACCUAUUCUUCAAUGGAAGAAGUACUGGACUCAGAAACCUCUUCGUAGUUUUUGACAGUGGGAGCUCUUACACAUACUUCAAUGCUCAGGCUUAUCAAAUUAUAACAUCUUUGUUGAAUAGAGAACUAACUGGGAAACCGCUAAGAGAAGCCAAGGAUGAUGACACGCUGCCGCUCUGCUGGAGAGGGCGGAAUCCAUUCAAAAGCUUACGUGAUGUGAGAAAAUAUUUCAAGCCAUUGGCAUUGAGCUUUUCCAGUGGUAGAAGAAGCAAAGCAGUGUUCGAAAUGCCAAUGGAAAGUUAUCUUAUAAUAUCGUCCAAGGGGAAUGUUUGCUUGGGAAUUCUGAACGGCAGUGAAGUUGGGCUUGAGAACUCCAAUAUCAUUGGUGAUAUUUCGAUGCAAGAUAAGAUGGUAGUGUACAACAACGAGAAGCAAGCAAUUGGAUGGGCUACUGCUAUCUGUGAUCGGGUGCCCAAGUCUAGUGUUGGUAGCUUGUGAAGAUACAUGAUCAGAGAUCUUAUUCUGAAAGGAGUGUUUCAGGAGAAGUCCUUGGAGUUGGCAAUAGGAUAUAGAUAAAAUUUGUAUUAAAAGCUAAUGUAUGUAUACACAACAAUCAUAGCAACCGAACAAGUUGUUUGUAAUGUAACAUGAAAUACACUUGGAUUGAUUUACCAAGUGCAGUAAUAGAAUUGGAACUGACAUUAUUUAUUAA